Pelagomonas calceolata is the source of this 1436-nucleotide messenger RNA. The record is from the annotation of a GenBank genome assembly. Lineage: Eukaryota; Pelagophyceae; Pelagomonadales; Pelagomonadaceae.
UUUGGAUCGUCGUUUGCUUCCAGUGGUGUUUUGACCAUCAGAAGACUCUUAAGACUCGACGGAGGCCUCUCAACGGCGGGCCGCGAGCGACGCCCAACAUUUGUGAGCUUGGCGGAUUUGCCUGCUCCUCUCGCAAUUUUGCAGCGUACAGACGGCGUCGCCUUCGUUCGACAUGAUUCACGGCGUCUCCGAGGCAGUGUGGUUCGCUGCGGCAAGCGGCGUGCUCAAAGAUGCGGCCUAGAGCAAGUGCCACAUAGCCACCGCUGGUGAAGAGCACGCCCUCUGGCGGCGCGACGCGGCACGACUCACCCGUCGCACCUGGCCGACGAGCGCGCUGCUCUCGUCCGAGCGUGGCAGGGCUGGAGCACGACGCUUGGAACCAGCCGCACGAGACGACCGUCGCGCGGGCCAGUCGCUUGGGAGGAGACCUUUCACAAGCGCGGGCGAGAGAACGGCACGGUAGCGCGCCACCAGUCGCUUGGAUGAACGCAGCCCUCACCCCCAUUCCCCCAUCGCAGCAAGAUGCAGACCACCGUCCUCGCGCUCGCGCUCGGCUCGGCCGCGGCGUUCGUCGGCCCGGCGGCGCAGGCCCCGGCCACGGCGGUGAACGCCGGCCAGGGCGACCUCGUCGCGCUCGCCGAGGCGAACGGCGACCAGCUCGGCCGCAACCUCGGCUUCUGGGACCCGCUCGGCGCCUCCUCCUUAGAUUUCUUCGGCCUCGAGCAGAGCGGGCGCCUGCCGUCCGGCGCGACGGUCGGCUACCUGCGCCACGCCGAGAUCAAGCACGGCCGCGUCGCCAUGGCCGCCUUCGUCGGCUACUGCCUCCAGGCGAACGGCGUGCGCUUCCCCUGGACGCCGUACCCCGGCUUCCAGGACGGCCUCACGCCCCCGGAGCAGUGGGCGAACAUCCCCGCCGCGGGCAAGUGGCAGUUCUUCGUCUUCAUCGGCAUCCUCGAGGCCCUCGGCGAGUGCUUCCCGUCGGGCGAGCACUACAUGGCCGGCGGCCGGCCCGGCGUCUACCCCUCGCUCACGGAGCCGAACGACCAGAUGCUCUCGUGCGGCCUCUACCCGCCCCACGGCUUCAACGUCGACCUCCUCCCCUUCCGCGCGUCGCUCGCCAAGCAGGACGAGUCCAAGCGCGCCCGCGGCCGCCAGUGCGAGAUCAACAACGGCCGCGCGGCCAUGCUCGGCAUCUUCUCGCUCCUCUCGGAGCAGAAGGUGCCCGGCGCCGUGCCCUUCCUCUCGGGCAAGAUCCCGACGCUCCCGGACAUGGAGAUCAUGGGCCCCUUCGUCGGCACGGACGGCAUCUCGCACAUCUGGUAGAUUGCAGAUGAUGUGACAACGCGGCGGCGUAUAUAAGGACCUGUCACUUUUAUGCUUGUCUUACCAGCUAAUCCACGCCAUCGCCGCGACACCUCACACACACCACCACGGAU